Juglans regia (Persian walnut) is the source of this 2063-nucleotide messenger RNA. Its product is annotated as branched-chain amino acid aminotransferase 1, mitochondrial-like. The transcript has 10 exons. NCBI's taxonomy places the organism in Eukaryota, Viridiplantae, Streptophyta, Magnoliopsida, Fagales, Juglandaceae. Gene Ontology annotation, molecular function: branched-chain-amino-acid:2-oxoglutarate transaminase activity. The record is from RefSeq and is a predicted model, not a curated record. Gene Ontology annotation, biological process: branched-chain amino acid metabolic process. Bases 812 to 1786 code for a protein of 324 amino acids.
AUGCUUUCCCUCCUUCCGUUUUGGAUAGGAAAAGACUACAACGGUGUUCCUGCUUGACACGGCCUCUGUAUAUAUUUUGGCCCUUUCUACCUCCUCUUUCGCAGAAUUCUAUUGGCUCUGUUCUUAGAUCCUCUGUAUUAUAUCUUUCUUGCAAACUCUCACCCAUUCUUUAUCCAACACUACUUCUGUGAUCUUUUUGCUCCUCAAAUCCAUCCCUUUUAUUUGAAUCUGGUUGCCAUGAUUUCAAGGCGUGCAUGCUUUCGCAAUUUGCUUCAAUCUCUUCGAACCAGUUAUUCUUCGUCCAAGGUUUUUGUUUAUUACCACUUGACAUCAUGUAAUGGUUUAAAAGAUGCUGUUCUUAUGGCUCUGAUCUCCUUGACUUGUUUACAAGAUUGUUUUGGGUUUUGUUUGUUUUUUUUUUUACUUGUUCUUCAUUGUCGUGUUUUGUUUUCUGGGUGAACAUGUUUGAUUUUUGAAGUUAUUUUCUUCUGUUUUCUUUUUUCAUUCUUUUCUUGAUUCUUCGAUCGUGUUGGUGCUUUGGCGUCUUGCUCAUUUUUUCUUUCUUUCUUUCUUUCUUAUGAAUCUCCUUCUUUUCAUCCCUGUUCUUCGAGGAAUCGAAGGAUGAUUAUCCAGACAGGUGGUUAUGGGCCAAAAUGUAGCAAGUAUGGGCUGGACAAUUUGGACAUCCUAGAUAGGAGAUUACCAUAGAUUUGCAUCUCAGGCUUCCUCUUCUCUGCAACAAGUACUCGAACCAUCUACUUACAGCGACGACGAAAACCCAGAUGUCGACUGGGAUAAUCUUGGCUUUUGCAUGAUGCGUACUGAUUACAUGUACAUGACGAAAUGCACUAAAGGAGAGUGUUUUGAACAAGGACAGCUUAGUCGAUAUGGAAACAUUGAGCUGAGCCCUGCUGCUGGAGUUCUAAAUUAUGGCCAGGGACUGUUUGAAGGCACAAAAGCAUAUAGGAGUGAAGAUGGACGCCUUCUUCUCUUCCGUCCAGAACAGAAUGCAAUCCGCAUGAAAAUGGGGGCUGAAAGAAUGUGCAUGCCAUCACCCUCCAUCGAUCAAUUUGUAGAUGCUGUGAAGCAAACUGCCAUAGCCAACAAGCGUUGGAUUCCUCCUACGGGGAAAGGGUCUCUAUAUUUGAGGCCUCUGCUCAUGGGAAGUGGUCAAAUAUUGGGUUUGGGUGCAGCACCUGAAUACAUAUUCCUCAUCUAUGUUUCCCCCGUUGGAAACUAUUUCAAGGAGGGUUUUGCACCCUUGAACUUGUAUGUUGAGGAAGAGUUUGAUCGGGCCUCUCGUGGCGGAACCGGAGGGGUCAAAUCGGUCACCAACUAUGCCCCAGGUCUGAAAGCAUUGACUAGAGCAAAAAGCAGAGGAUUUUCUGAUGUCCUAUACCUGGACUCUGUGAAUAAGAAGUUCAUUGAGGAGGUGUCAUCUUGUAACAUUUUCAUUCUCAAGGGCAAUGUUAUUUCGAGUCCUGCAGCAAAUGGGACCAUUCUUGAAGGAGUUACCCGUAAAAGCAUCAUUGACAUUGCCCGUGAGCAUGGUUACCAGGUUGAGGAGCGUGUUAUUACCAUUGAUGAACUGAUUGAUGCUGAUGAAGUUUUCUGCACUGGAACUGCUGUUGGUGUUGCUCCUGUAGGGAGCGUUACAUACAAGGGUCAAAGGAUUGAGUUUAAAACAGGCCCUCACGCUGUGUCACAGAAAUUGUACACAACCCUUGAAGGGAUAAAAAGGGGUUUGAUUAAAGAUAACAAAGGCUGGAUAGUAGAGAUAGAAUAGAUUAAAAAAGCUCUUUACCCACCACCUCAUGGACCAAAUACCAACCGUGUAAUGCUACUUACAGUCGUUGAGUGCGCAAGCGUCAUGCAGUCGCUUUGAAAAAUAGUGGGGUUCACUAUUAUAAAAUUAAUUUUUUUCAAGUGGUUCUCAUAUUUAUUUACUUUUUCAAAGUGAUUGUGCGGCGCUUGCACACUCACAACUGUAACUAUCAUUUCUCUUACCAAAAUAUGUGUAAAAGAGUGUUGUUCUCCUGAACAUAAUAUGAUCAUUUUAGUGA